AUAUUGAUCUCAGACUGUUGUCGACGUUUGACUGUAUUCGCUUAGAGAAACAUGGCUGAAACCGCUCCAGCUGCCCCGCCGGCUAAAGCUCCUAAGAAGAAAGCGGCGUCCAAACCCAAGAAAACGGGUCCAAAUGUCCGCGAUCUCAUCGUCAAAACUGUGACCGCUUCCAAGGAGAGACACGGCGUGUCCCUCGCAGCCCUGAAGAAAGCUCUUUCUGCCGGCGGCUACGAUGUGGAGAAGAACAAUUCCCGCGUCAAAACCGCCGUCAAGGCUUUGGUACUCAACGGCACUCUGGUCCAGCCCAAAGGCACAGGCGCCUCCGGUUCAUUCAAGCUAAACAAGCAAGCCGAGCCCAAGAAGCCAGCGGCCAAGAAAACUGCAGUGAAAGCAAAGAAGCCUGCAGCAAAGAAACCCGCCGCCAAGAAGUCGCCGAAGAAGGUGAAGAAACCGGCCGCCGCGAAGAAAGCGACAAAGAGUCCCAAGAAAGCCAAGAAGCCUGCAGCUGCUAAGAAAGCAACAAAGAGCCCCAAGAAAGCGAAGAAACCAGCGGCUGCCAAGAAAGCAACUAAGAGCCCCAAAAAGGUUGCAAAACCCAAAACGGUCAAGCCAAAGGCAGCCAAGCCUAAGAAGGCCGCUCCCAAGAAGAAGUAAAUCUUUUUCUCUUUCCCAAUUAAACAAAAAGGCUCUUUUAAGAGCCACCCA
Molecule: messenger RNA, 705 nt
Organism: Danio rerio (zebrafish)
Lineage: Eukaryota; Metazoa; Chordata; Actinopteri; Cypriniformes; Danionidae
Product: zgc:153405
Biological process (GO): animal gross anatomical part developmental process; nucleosome assembly
Cellular component (GO): nucleosome; chromosome; nucleus
Molecular function (GO): DNA binding; structural constituent of chromatin
Source: RefSeq, marked validated